Monosiga brevicollis MX1 is the source of this 1142-nucleotide messenger RNA. RefSeq lists its product as uncharacterized. Gene Ontology annotation, cellular component: cAMP-dependent protein kinase complex. Gene Ontology annotation, biological process: regulation of protein phosphorylation. The coding region runs from base 1 to 1098 and encodes 365 amino acids. The record is from RefSeq and is a predicted model, not a curated record. NCBI's taxonomy places the organism in Eukaryota, Choanoflagellata, Craspedida, Salpingoecidae. Gene Ontology annotation, molecular function: cAMP-dependent protein kinase regulator activity. The transcript is spliced from 3 exons.
AUGGCUGAGACCGAGGCAGAGUUGCAAGCCUAUCUCAAGGAGCACAAUGUCGAAUCUCUGCUCAAGGACAUUGUCGUGAAGCUCUGCGUGGACAAGCCCGAUGAUGAACUUGACUUUAUCAAAAACUACAUGAUUCAGCUGCAGCGCGAGCGCGGCACCAACGUCGAAGACGACGAAGAAGAAGAAGAAGAGGCCGAUGCCGGACCCAUCAGCCGCGGCCGCUCGCGCCGUGCCGCCAUUAGUGCCAGCGUCAUGACGGAGGACGACGUCGAGGACUACCAGCGCAAGGUCAUUCGCAAGGAUGCCCCCACCAUGCUGCGCCUGCAAAAGGCCGUCUCGGACAACGUCCUCUUCCAGCACCUCGACAGCGAGGAGCUGACCGAGGUCCUCGACGCCAUGUUCCUCAUCAAGAAGCAGGCCGGUACCGAAAUCAUCACCCAGGGCGAUGAGGGUGACAACUUUUACGUCGUUGAUGCCGGACAACUCGAGGUCUGGAAGAAGGACGACGGCGCCGACGAGUCCAAGAUGGUCCUCGAGCUCACCACCGGGGGCAGCUUUGGCGAGCUGGCCCUCAUCUACAACCAGCCUCGUGCUGCCACCGUCAAGGCCAAGACGGACGUCCAGCUCUGGGCCCUCGAUCAGGACACAUACCGCCGCAUCCUCAUGGGUAGCACCAUCCGUAAGCGCAAAAUGUACGAAACCUUCCUCGAGAAGGUCCAGAUCCUGGCCGACGUCGACAAGUACGAGCGUCUCCAGGUGGCCGACGCCCUCGAACCCUGCACCUUUGCCGAUGAAACCAACAUUGUCAAGCAGGGCGACGAAGGUGAUGACUUUUUCAUCAUUGUCGAGGGUACUGCCGUCGUCACACAGAGCAACGACAAGGGCGAGUCUGGUCAGGUCGGCGAGCUGGGUGCAGCCGAUUACUUUGGCGAGAUUGCUCUGCUCAAGGACAACAAGCGCCACGCCACCGUCACUGCCAAGGGUGAGGUCAAAUGUGUCAAGCUUGAUCGCGAGACCUUUGAGCGGGUCCUUGGCCCCAUUGAAGACAUUCUUCGCCGUAACAUGGAGAACUACCAGAAGUUUACGGGUUCCGCCUAAAAUAUGCAGACCACAUGCGGUGCCCUAAGCACCGUCCUCACUUU